AUGCUCGAAUCUGGCACUAUUGAAACUGUACAGGCUUUCUUGCUCAUGAGCAACUAUUUGCAGAAGAGGGACCGAACCAACACGGGGUACAACUUCAGCGGCCUGGCAUACAGAAUGGCUCUGGGUCUUGGCUUACAUCGGGAACCACCAGGGUCGGAGGAUACCUUGGGGCAUGAGCGACGUCGGCAGCUCUUCUGGACUAUCUACUGCUUUGAGAGCGGUUUCAACAUCACGACCGGAAGGCCACCAGCCAUGUCCGAAGAGUUUGUGGAUACUCGAGUUCCUCGGAACAUUGAUGACAAGGAGUUGCCAUUGAAGGCACCUGUUCCUCCGGCAGCCGAAUACCCGACGACGUACUCGACAAUCAUUGCACAUGCAGAACUCGCAAAGAUAGCCGAUGCUGUUUAUCACGAAUUUCUGCUGGCGAAGACUGCGGGCACCAAAAUCGAGUACCGCGUUGCUGAGACUUUGGAGCGAGAACUUAACCGCUGGCAGCAAGCUCUUCCCGACUAUUUCGUCGCAACCGAAUGCCCUCUGUGGUUCCGAGCACCGAGGGCGGUCGUUCUCUGGAAAAAGCAGAACCUCCGUAUUCUCCUUUGGCGCGGAAGCCAACUACAACACAGCUACCUGCCAACCAGAGUCAACGCGGAAGAGAAAUGUCACGGUGUCGCUAUGCAGAGCAUCCACGACAUCGCAGUAUUUUGCAUGGCAUUCGAGGGCUCCCUGCACCAGGGAAUCAUCUGGUACGCAACGUACUUCCUGUUCCAAGCAACUCUUGUCCUUGAAGCGAACUACCUCACGAAAGCCGCCCAGUCGGAACAAGAUAGAGUUGCGUGGCAGCACUCAGUCUCCAAAUCUCGCGCCUGUCUGAAAACGCUAGCGCAGAAAAGCAGAUCAGCCAAAAGAUGUUUGGAGAUGCUCGAGCGCAUCCAUAGCCAAUUUCGGAACCUUCCACAGCUGGAUCUAGAACAAGAUCAAGCCUACCUUCAGGUUACGGCGCCCCAGCCAGAGAUUUUAACAGCCGUACCGCUAAGUAACUUGGUAUCGCCGAGGCAGAACUUUAUCGAUCUACCAAGCGAAAACGACUUUGCCUUCCACGGCGAAAGUCAUCCCGACUUUGGCGACGACACUGCCGACCCAAGCUUGCGAAUGUUACUCAACGAGGCCUCGUUGGACUUCAUGGAAAAUAUGCCACUUGAUCUGUUACUUGGUACCUGGACUACGUAG
Colletotrichum spaethianum is the source of this 1227-nucleotide messenger RNA. Its product is annotated as regulatory protein LEU3. Gene Ontology annotation, cellular component: nucleus. The coding region runs from base 1 to 1227 and encodes 408 amino acids. Gene Ontology annotation, molecular function: DNA-binding transcription factor activity, RNA polymerase II-specific; zinc ion binding; RNA polymerase II cis-regulatory region sequence-specific DNA binding. The transcript is spliced from 2 exons. The record is from RefSeq and is a predicted model, not a curated record. Lineage: Eukaryota; Fungi; Ascomycota; Sordariomycetes; Glomerellales; Glomerellaceae. Gene Ontology annotation, biological process: positive regulation of transcription from RNA polymerase II promoter by galactose; DNA-templated transcription.